AUGACUUCAGUGAAUUAUUGUAUCGUGCAAUUGCGUGGAACGGAUGUAUGGCUGGGCACAAUAGAAAAGGAGACCCAGUGUGGAAAGUUCAGUAAACUUAAGGAGAACACCAACCUUAAAGAAGUGGUACAAAGUGAAACGAAAACGUUAGUGUCUUUAGUACGAUGCUACAUACAAAACGAACGGAGACCGAUUGGAUCAGGUGACAAAGGGGACUUUGUGGGAUACAUCAUAGUAGACGAGAACAGUGUAGUGAAGGAAAUAAAAGAUAAAAACAUUGCAUGCAACGUGAACCUGUUGCAAAUGGAAGAAGAAGCAAUUAAAAAAUGGAACUGUUUAAGAUGCCACACGGAAAGACAUAUGAUAAAAGAAAAUUUGAUGUGGAAAAAAAGUUGUGCAAUAUGCCUGAAAACAAUCUCGACAUAUGAAGCAGCUAAUUCAAAGUGGCUAAAUGAGCAAGAGGACGAAGAUGGAAAGCAGGUCUUCUUAAUUAGAGCGGCUCAUCUGAGAUGUGUGGCGGUGAAAUGGAGAAUACCAGCAAUGAGAGAAGAUACAUGCUUGAAUUGUGGAUGGUGGCAAGGGCCGGGCUUAGACGGAAAUUAG
Molecule: messenger RNA, 603 nt
Organism: Clunio marinus
Lineage: Eukaryota; Metazoa; Arthropoda; Insecta; Diptera; Chironomidae
Source: the annotation of a GenBank genome assembly